Messenger RNA from Schistosoma bovis, 6141 nucleotides. The record is from the annotation of a GenBank genome assembly. Lineage: Eukaryota; Metazoa; Platyhelminthes; Trematoda; Strigeidida; Schistosomatidae.
AUGCAGGUUCCUUUUGUGGAAUUCGUAUGUGGGGAUUUGGAUCCUAGUCCAUGGCACGAUGGAGUUGUUGGUGUUUGCUGGUUUGAAGUAUACGUUUAUAUCCCUUUGACUUUAUUGUGUACAAUCAUCUCAUUCAUUUAUUGCGUUAUCCUGUGGCGGCACUUAGCAUUUGACAGUUUUUAUUGUUCAGUCUUCUAUUUUCGAGUGGCCAUAGAUAUAACAAUCGUUACCAGCAAUGGUGUGAUUAUCGUUCUUGGGUUUCUUCUUCCAUACUACGAGGAGGGGUUUUCUAUUAACUCUCGUUUUUUUGCAAUUCACAGUUUCAUAACAGUAAUACUCUGGAUUACAACACUAAUCCUUGAUUAUCUCCAUGGUAAAGCCCUCAAAUAUUCUUCAAGGGGUUCUCGGAUUCAUCUUUCGUUUUCAAUAAUAUACUUCUUUUGCCUAGCUAUAAACUGUUGGUCUUUUCGUAGAGAAGUGGAUGUGCUAUGGAGACCAUAUGUUAUUGUUAAUUGCUAUAUUCAAUUACUCCUGUUAUGUCUGCAUUUACUUUCCAAGGUCCCAGUGUUCUACCCCUCGGAAGAGCCUAGGCGCAGAAGGGCUAGGAUCUUAAGACAAAAUUCCAAUAGCAUCCAGUUGUCUACAAGUUAUCAGUCAAAUGAAAUUACACAGAGACCCACUUCGCAAAAUGUUAAUGACCGUGAAGAUUCGGCUUCAUGGUUUUCAAAGUUAUGUUUCUGUUGGGUUAAUAAUCUAGUGCGUAGUGGUUAUUACGGAGAAUUGUAUUCACUCACAAAUCUACCUUUGGUCCCUAAACGUCUGAAUACAUACACUUUGGAGUCAAAAGUCCCUAAAUUAAAGUUGAAAUCUGUAACUAUUGAUGAAACGAUUAGACAAAGUCAUGAUAUUUCUAACAAAGGGUGUUCUAUCAAAGCUUGUGUUCCAUUUUUAAAAGCAAGUUAUGAAGCAUUCGGUCGUGAAUUCCUGUAUCUCGGUUUGCUCAAACUUUUACUUAGUGGCUUCGGUUUAUGUGGUCCAGUAGUUUUAAAUCAUUUCAUUCUAAACGUGACAAACUCCGAAACUCCCUCAUGGUCUUGCAUUCUUGUUGGGUUCGGACUAGUUUUUUUGUCAUUGAAGAUAGCAGUUUUGAGCACAUCUUACAAUUACAAAAUGGCAAGUUUCGGCUUCAAAGUUAGAGUCAGUGUAACUGGGAUGGUUUACAGGAAAAUUUUAUCCCUUAAAACUUCGUCACUUAAUUGUAUUGGAACAGGAUGUUUGGUUAAUUAUCUGACUUCUGAUGCUGAUAGAAUAGUCAAUUUCGCACCUAGUAUUCACGAAGUAUGGGCAAUGCCUCUGCAGUUAUCUGUCGCAGUCGGACUACUUUACCACCAACUCGGGCUUGCCUGUUUAGUAGGCAUUGGGUUUCUACUUGUGUUACUUCCUCUGAAUCGUAUUUUAGCAACAAAAAUCGGGAAAUUUAGUCGCCGUUUGAUGAUGUUUAAGGAUACACGGAUUAAGUUGAUGUCUGAAAUUCUAUCAAAUACGCUUUCAGUGAAACUAGCAUGUUGGGAGAAUUUAAUGAAAAAUCGUGUCAUGCAUUCUCGCAUUCAGGAGUUGAACGCUCUACGUGGUCAAAAGUUGCUGGACGCUUGUUGUGUAUUCUUUUGGGCUGUCUGUCCUGCAUUGUUAGCCAGUUCAACAUUCGCAACUUAUGUGGCUAUCGGUAACGAAUUAAAAGCUUCCGCGGUAUUUUCUAGUCUUGCAUUAUUUGGAAUGUUGAUUGGUCCGAUGAAUGCUUUUCCUUGGGUUAUUAAUGGUGUUAUGGAAGCAACUAUUUCCAUGCAGCGUAUUACAAAACUCUUCUAUUUAUCAUCUGGUUCAUUUUCAUUAGAAUUAACUGAUACGCCGCUCUCUGAUGUUGGAAUUCCAACAGAUAUUCCGAUUGUUUGUUCUUUUGCCGAAAAAUCUACCAUCAGCAUGCCAGUAAACAUUAUGAAUGAAUCAUUCUAUUAUACUAACUGCGAUAAUUUAGUUUUGAAAAAUAUCACUCUCCAGGUGCAGUGGGGACAAUUAAUCGGUGUAAUUGGACCAGUUGGUUCCGGGAAAUCAUCUUUACUUCUAAGUAUAUUGGGUGAACUACAAUCGGUUGUUUCAGAAGACGAACUUAGAAAUGAAAGUAUGAAAACGAAUCCACGACUUCGAUAUGCUUAUGUGGGACAAACUCCUUGGCUUCAUUCUGGAACUAUACGCGAAAAUAUUUUAUUUGGCUCAGAUUGUGAUUUAGCAUGGAUGAAUACUGUAAUUGAAGCGUGUGCCUUAAAAGUUGAUCUGGGUAAACUUCCGAAUGGUUUAGACACAGAUGUUGGUGAAGCUGGCGGAAACAGUCUUAGUGGAGGUCAACGGGCUCGUGUUGCUCUUGCUCGAGCUGUUUAUCAAAAGGCCGAUGUUUAUCUUUUAGAUGACCCAUUAUCUGCACUUGAUGUUGAUGUUGGUCAACAGAUUAUCACCAAUUGUUUACUUGGUCUUUUAUCAGGAAGAACUAGAAUUAUCGUCACACACCAGCUGGAUUGGUUAAUGAACACUAAAAUUGUAAAUAAACGUGCUCAAGUGGAUUUUAUUGUUGAAUUAAAAGAUGGAAUAAUUACUCGAAAAAUUCCAGGUAAUCUUUACCCUGACAAUGAUGAUAACGAUCAUAUGCAUCAACCCGUUCUUGACAUCAACAGUAGUCCUCCUUAUAAUGAACCCACAUUAUCCAGUGAUAAUCAUCAUGACAGUAGUGAAAACAAUAAUAAUUCGACGUUGGAAAAUGAUGAUGUUCCGUUAAUUACUAUUAAAGAAUACAGCAGUGUCAAUCAAUCCGAAUUCAGUCCGAAUUGUGUAAUCGAUAAUAAUAACAAUAACAAUGUGCAUAUAAAUAUGGAACAUAUGGCAGUCGGUUCCAUUAGUCCCCAUGUCUACAAAUCGUAUAUUCAUUCUGUUGGCUACUUUUUAACAUUCUCCAUUAUUUUGUCUUUAUUGUUAAUGCAAGGUACUCGAAAUGCAUCUGAUUGGUGGUUAUCAUACUGGGUACAAAAUGGGAAUUUAUCUGCAGUAGUUUCAUCAUUUCAAGACUCAUCUUACCAAAUAGAAUUAUUCCCAGAUAAUCAUACGAAAAAUAAAUAUCUUCACUCAACUCAUAAUUUAUCAUCAAUUAAUUACAAUUCAUCCAUUAAUGAAUUGCUUCAAACAAGCAUACAUUCUGCUGUAUGGUUUAGUGAGCCUAAUUCUAUCACUGGAUAUUAUUACUUAGAGAUCUAUGCAUUUGUAGUGAUAAGUAAUCUGAUUGCUACAAUAUUUCGUGCUGUUUUAUUUGCUUUCGGUGGUCUAGUCGCUGCAUCUGUUGUUCAUGAAUCUGCUUUGGACACAAUUUUGGAGGGACGACAGAAUUACUUUAAUACUACACCGCAAGGUCGUAUCCUGAAUCGUUUCUCAUCUGACGUUGGUACAGUAGAUGACGCAUUACCAUUCCAAUUAAAUAUUCUACUAGCCAGUUUAGCUGGAUUAUUGGGUGCAUUAGUUAUUGUUUGUGUAUCACUACCAACGUUAAUCUUCUUUCUGCUACCUCUUGUAUUCAUUUUUUGGUCUAUUCAAAGGCAAUAUCGUGGAGCUGCUAGAGAUCUAAAGCGAAUUUCUAGUAUUGUUCGUUCACCUGUUUAUGGUCAUUAUACCGAUACUUUAUCUGGAUUAGCAGUAAUACAUGGUUUAGGUCAAGAAAUCCGUUUUCGACAAUUAACAGCUUGUAAAUUAUCUGAUCAAAUACGUGCUGAGUUAGCUAGCUUGGCUGCUAGUUGUUGGUUAAGUAUAAGACUACAAUUAAUUGGCAGUGCUGUGAUUACUGGUGUGGUCAGUGUAUCAUUAAUUGGUCGAUUGUUUGAUUGGACACAUAUAGCUUCUAUUGGUUUGUCGGUUGUGUAUGCACUUAAUAUUUCCGGUUUAAUGACUAGUGUUGUGUAUGAUAUGACUGAAACAGAGAAAAAUCUUGUAGCUGUAGAACGUUGUCAAGAAUUAAUUGAUGAUACUCCAAUUGAACAUGAUAUUGUAUCAAUUAAACCCAUGGGGCCUCAACCUCGUUCUUCGUCACACAGUCACCUUCGUUUGCCGAAAGAGAGGAAAAGUGGUAUUGCUUAUCCUACAGGACUACUGCCUAACUGGCCAGCAUCUGGAUCCAUUUUUUUCAACAAUGUUUCGCUUACCUAUCGUCAAAACUCCGAGUCAGCUAAUGAACAAUCUGUCAAAGCUCUUGAUGAUGUCAGUUUUACUGUUAAACCCGGUGAAUGUGUAGGAAUUGUUGGCCGUACAGGAUCUGGUAAAAGUAGUCUCAUCAAAGUGUUAUUACGUCUGGUUGACCACCUCCCUGGACCGUAUACAAACCAAUAUAUAGCUAAUCAGACGGGAUUCAUAGGUGCCACCGGUCAACUCAGCCGCGUAAAUCAGUAAUUUUGGUGUAAUCUAAUAGUCAAACUGCGGUCUCCGUCAUACAAAGGAUCACUAGAAUUAUGGGAGCUAAAUUGUCUUGUAAAUUUACUAAAAUGACUAAUAUAUUCGAACUCACCAUUUGCUUAUGGAAUCGUUUUCUAAAUAUUAUGGGAAUAGAUCUCAAAACGUUGAACUACUCCCUAAUCGACUGAAUGUGUUAAGGAAUUUAUAUUAUCAUUCAUGUCUCAAAUAUUCAACUUAAAGAAUAUGAUUAAGUUAUUUAUCAUAUCAUAAAUAAAUCCAUGAUACUCCACUUCUCGUUAUAUCAAAUCCAAAAUUACUCACUGUACUAAAGUAAUGAUAAACUUGUUGAAAAUUCUAAGAAUUUCAAUAACUAUAAAAGUUAGAAUGCAGUCAAUAGUAUGUUCUGAUUGUUAAAUAGUAAACGUAUAGUCUUUCAACCAACAAUCUUUAUCUCGACAAAGAAAGUACAACUUUGUAUACUUUAAUGUGAUUCACACACUUUUUGAGAGUUACAGCAUUAGGCUAAUGAAAACGGAAUUCGAACAUUCAAGUCGGUGUUUGGAAAAAUUAGGUAGUCUGUAUACGAAACUCGAAUUUAUUUGGUCAGCUGAUUUGAUAAAUCAGCUUACAACAUAAAUGUAAGAUCAGAAUUAAUUAUAUAUAUCCUUCCUAUAUAUUACUUGUGUUAUGAUUUUCAUCCCGUGCCUGCUUAUUGUAGCGAACAAAAAUGUAGUUGGGGACAAUCGAAUGUAUUUGAAUACAAAAUUACAGGAUCUCUUAGUAAAAUUUGAGAACCAUACAGUAAACACUUCAUUUGCAAAAUGUCAAUCAAUCGUCUCAGACUUCAUGGUUCCUUCAUUUCCACAACAAUCAUUCUCUAAUCUCGUUCUCUUUACUUCGAUCUUCUUCACCUUCUGCCGCUAGGCAUUUUACUUUCGAUUGGUGACACAUACUACUUAUAUCUGUCCACAUCAGUAGCACACACCACAUUAUGAGCUCACUAACAGUCAAUAGUCCUCACAAAAUUCCCUCUCCUCUCUAAAUUACCAGUCAGAUGGCCGUGUGGCUAAGUACUGAUAUUAUGCUGCACUAUUAAAAUUCACAUGUGGUGUGUACUUGAAACACAUGACCAUGAUAUUAGAUUUACCGAAAUAACGCACUCGAGGUUGAAUGAAUUAAUGCCUUGUCUUUGUUUCUCAAAAUAUUUAUGGGUAAAAAUAGAUAAAAAGUAAGAGGUUCUACAACAAAUAAUAAUGAGUUUACGUUAAACUCACAUUCAAGGAGGAGAAAUUCAAUCAAUAUUUAUCUGUCAUUUGAAUAUACGAUAGUAUGAUAAUCGAUUCAGUAAUCUGACUAGACACACUAUAACAGAUACUAAAUAAUUAGACUACUCGAUUAAAUCACAUUUCACGACUAAACACAGAGUACCAGGGUACAGGUCAGACAAUAGUUUGCUUGAUACAAUUAAGCGCAAUCCUCAUUCAGUGAAAAUCCGAGUAGUAAACCAGAGUUUCGUUAUAAGCAUAAUGAUUUAUACAAAACAUUGUAGUGGGCCUUCUCAUCAACCUUCAUUGAUUAAUCACAGUUCACUUUCAUCUGAUGCAUCAAAUUGUUAUAACGUGAAAAAUAUUUGCUGUGGAUUAAGGGGUAGCGAAUUAUUGA